Molecule: messenger RNA, 1182 nt
Organism: Akanthomyces muscarius
Lineage: Eukaryota; Fungi; Ascomycota; Sordariomycetes; Hypocreales; Cordycipitaceae
Exons: 2
Coding region: 1-1182 (393 amino acids)
Biological process (GO): glycine biosynthetic process; L-threonine catabolic process
Cellular component (GO): cytosol
Molecular function (GO): L-allo-threonine aldolase activity
Source: RefSeq, a predicted model, not a curated record
AUGAUGAAAUCGACUUCCAAAAUGGCACUAGAUUUCAAGACCCCGCCUCUUUUCUUGACACCAGAUUCCAAAGAGACCAUCCCCUCAAGCCCGGACGCAAACGGGAUGAUACCGAUGCCACAAAGAGAUAACAUGGAAUCCAAAAACAAUGCGGAUGACGUGCAGUGCCGCAUCAAGCUGGCUUGGGCGGACAGCAGCGAGUCGUCUAAUGACUUUCGGUCCGACAUUUUCACGAGGCCAACAUUGCCAAUGCUAGAGUCUAUCGUCCACACUACACUCGGAGAUUGCACGGCAGACGAGGACAAAACUACUGUUUCCUUCCAAGAAUACGUUGCCAACCUCGUAGGGCAUGAGUCUGCAUUGCUAGUCAUGUCCGGCACCAUGGGGAAUCAAGUCGCGCUUCGAACCAUAUUGCGCAGUCCGCCUCAUGCUAUUCUCGCCGACCAUCGAGGACAUAUUGCCACGCUCGAAGGUGGCGGUGCGACGAGCAUCUGUGGAGCCAUGGUAAAGGCCAUUGUUCCCUCUAAUGGGCAUCAUCUCACUCUAGACGACAUUAAAGAGCAGACUAUACUGAGGGAGACGGUAUUCGACUGCCCUACCAGAGUGAUUAGUCUAGAGAACACCCUCUCAGAUGGCGCUCGCCUCUGGGAGGCGGCUGCCGCUGGAGCCUGCAAGCUGAGCGAGGUUGGGGAGUGCUUUGAUAGCAUACAGCUGUGCCUAACCAAGGGCCUUGGAGCACCGCUCGGUAGCGUGAUCACGGGGAGCUCAGUAUUCGUCAAGCGGGCGAAAUGGAGCCGUCACCUGCUCGGCGGUGGCAUUCGCUCCUCUGGCAUCAUCACUGCGCCCGCGCGUGUGGCAAUUGAUGAUGUUUUUUUCGGAGGCAAAUUGGGCUGGGCGCACGACAAGGCGAGACGAGCGACGGACGUCUGGCUGAGUUUGGGGGGAAAGGUGAGGCUGCCCACCGAGACUAACAUGGUAUGGUUGGAUCUUCCAGCGUCUGGUGUUGACCGCGAUGAGUUCUACGCAGUAGGUCUCAAUAUGAACCUUAAAAUCUCCAAUAGCUUGUUUGUUGGGCGGCUUGUGUUUCAUUACCAGGUUAGUGACGCUGCGCUUACCAGACUCUGCGAGCUCUUCAGGAUUGUCCUCAAAGGUCGAGCGGAUCAAGCUACCAACGGCGUCUGA